UUCUAUGAUUAUUGUUUUUGCUGAUUGUGUGUGUCGGUGUGAUCUGAUAUCUGCAUGUAUUUGAGCUAGCUAUAAUUGUAAAUUAUUAGAAAUGGCUUUUUUACAGAAUCGUGGGGAUAUUGCUGCUCAUCGUGUGGAAUGGUUUGAACUUUUUGGACGGUUGGGUGUUACUGCUGCGAGUUAUCCGUUUGACUAUGUCAAAGUUUUGAUACAGAUAGGCCAUGAACCACUUCCUCCUAGACCGACUCGUACCCUCUUUGGAAGACCUGCCAUUGCUCUGCCCGGAGUUUUCACAUAUAUGAAACACAUCAGGAAAGUGGAUGGUUUCACUGGCCUGUACAGGGGUCUGAUCCCCAAACUCUGUACUAAUAUGAUCAGUGGAUUCACGUAUAGGAUCGUUUUGGAGAGGCUACCUUCCCUGGAGCCCGAGGAGCUUGCCGGAAAAAAUGACGAGGACUUGACCAGUGAACAGAGACUGACUCUGUACAUGCACGGUCUCAUUCGAGAGACUGCCGCACGAUGCGUGCAGAUCAUAGCCAGCCACCCAUUCCACAUUAUCACAAUACGAACAAUGGCCCAGUUUGUCGGCAGAGAAGAAACGUACGGUGGUAUUUUUGGCUCUUUGAAAGAAAUCUAUAAUCAAGAUGGCAUUUUAGGGUUUUUCUCUUGUCUCAUUCCAAGGAUGGUUGGAGAAAUUUUGACGUUUUGGUUUUGUAACACGGCAGCCUUUUUAAUCAACACAUAUGUAGUUGAAGAAGAGACUUUAAAGUCAUAUGUCAAACCAUUUAUGUCUUAUAUCGCUAGUACACUAUUUUAUCCAUUCAUAGUAACAUCUAAUGUUAUAAUAGUCAAUAAUUGUGGGUUGAAAGCAGGAAUACCUCCAAACAUGCCUAUCUAUUCCAGUUGGUCAGACUGCUGGUCACACCUCAGUGCAAUAGGCCAGCUGAAGCGUGGGUCCAGCAUUUUAUGGAGGUAUUACAGUGGUCCGUAUAUGGGCUCAACCUUACAAACUCAACCCAAGAGAGUGUAUGCCCAGGCUCUUGCAGAUAGACACUAUUAUUAAUUGAAUUUCCUCAUGAUGGGGCGCUGCAUUGGUGCAGGCGGCAUCCUUCCAGGGAAAAUAUAGUCAGGUCAUCAAAAACGAGGGCCAUCGGUUUGCAAAAGGACCGGCAACCUGUGCGACUUGGAUUAGAGGAGCACUUCUGAAUUCUGUUUUGUGGAUUUGAUUUUCGUACUUAGUUCCUUCUCUUGUUUCCUGAACUGUUGAUUGUACUGAGAUUGAAUUGCUUCAUUUGAUUAUAAUAAACCAUUGUUCAUUUGUUA
Uloborus diversus is the source of this 1323-nucleotide messenger RNA. RefSeq names its product mitochondrial carrier homolog 2-like. The record is from RefSeq and is a predicted model, not a curated record. The transcript is spliced from 13 exons. The coding region runs from base 92 to 1063 and encodes 323 amino acids. NCBI's taxonomy places the organism in Eukaryota, Metazoa, Arthropoda, Arachnida, Araneae, Uloboridae.